Anthonomus grandis grandis is the source of this 5400-nucleotide messenger RNA. It is a transcript of the gene PAN2, whose product is annotated as PAN2-PAN3 deadenylation complex catalytic subunit PAN2. The transcript has 21 exons. Bases 171 to 3773 code for a protein of 1200 amino acids. Gene Ontology annotation, cellular component: PAN complex; P-body. Gene Ontology annotation, biological process: mRNA processing; nuclear-transcribed mRNA poly(A) tail shortening. The record is from RefSeq and is a predicted model, not a curated record. Gene Ontology annotation, molecular function: nucleic acid binding; poly(A)-specific ribonuclease activity; protein binding. Lineage: Eukaryota; Metazoa; Arthropoda; Insecta; Coleoptera; Curculionidae.
UCUUUGUCAGCUGUCAAAGUCAUAUCCUAAAGCCGAAGCAGAUUUAAAAUAGAAAACUUUAAUAUUUCCUAAAAAAUUUGAAUAACAUCUCAAAACUAUCCGGUAUCCUAUAUAAAAAUUGUUAAUUUUAAUGUUUUGAGAACCAGUUUUCCCAUUUCGUGUGAAAAAGGAUGUAUUACGACAGUACUGGGUUGGCAGUAGUCGGAUCAGCAGAACCACCGACAGCUUUAGGGUUGGAAUCAGAAUAUGUCCAAACCCAGUGUAUCCUUGCAGAUGGGGGUGAUCGAUUUGGGGUUAGUUCCCUUUGUUUUGAUAAAUCAGAGGAACUACUUUGGAUGGGCAACCAAGGGGGUCAUGUCACAUCAUAUUUUUCCAACACGAUUUCGAAGUACACCUCCUUUCAAAUACACGCGAACGAAGAGGUGCGGCAAAUCGUAACGUCAGAUGAAGGUUUGCUGGCAUUAACUGCUAGUAGUUUGAGAUAUCAAAUUCGGAGAGGAAUACCAGUUUAUACACAUACUUCCUCGAAUAUGGCAGAUAUGCAGAGUAUGCUACAAGUGUCUCCCAGUAGAUUACUGAUGGGUGGGCACGGGGAUAAAAUAGUCGAUUUCAAUUUGGACAUUUGUAAAGAAGCUCAAGUGGUCACUGUCCAAGACGGUGCAUCUGUAAUGUUAAGACCCCAUGCACGUUUCGUUUGCUGUGGCAGUCCCUCCGGAUCAGUACAAUUGAGAGAUCCGAUUACUUUGAAGCAAGAACAUACCAUUGACACCCAUACGGGAAGUCUAAGUGACUUUGAUGUUCAAGGGAAUUUAAUGGUCACAUGUGGAUUUAGUAAUAGGUUGGGAAACUUGGCUGUGGAUAGAUUUCUUAUGGUGUUCGAUUUGCGUAUGCUACGAGCCAUAACUCCAAUACAGACUGUGAUAGACCCUCUAUACCUUAGAUUUAUGCCAUUGAUUACGUCGAAAUUGGUGGUGGUUUCCGCCAGUGGACAAGCCCAAAUUUUGGACACUAUAGCCCUGGAAACGCCCAAGAUUUGCUUGUUGCAAGUCGAUUGUCCCGGUGCAAUGAUUUACUCGUUCGACGUGAGCAACACGAAUCAAGCGAUCGCUUUCGGUGACAGUGGCGGUCGGAUCCAUUUGUUUAGUAACAGGGAAUCGCCCGUUUUCAAUCCGUUCUCGCGUCCGACCGAGUUGCCCGAUCCCGUGGUCCAGUAUCCGAGUUUUUCCAUUGACGAUUAUUCUACGCCACUGUCUUCCAUUCCGAUGCCCUACGUGCCGCCGGGAGUGCCUCUACUGUCUGACUGGCCCGCCCAUUUGACUCAGUACGUUUAUAGAAAACCCCCGAAGAUCGACCAGGAGAUCCUAAGAACGAUGAAAAUGCAAGGAUCCAUAGGAUACGCCCCUAACCCCAGACACACCCGCAGAAAUCAAGUGCCCUACGACCUGAUGGGACAAAACGGACACCCCUUGAGCAACCGCAGCCCGAAACAUCAAGACAUCGACAGUAAUUUCAUCGCGAUUCCUAAGCGGUACAGGAAAAUCGACAUGAAGUACAACAAACUCGGACAGGACGAGUUCCAGUUCGAUAAUUACAAUAAAACCGGUUUGGUGGGCUUGGAGGCGGUGUUGCCGAACGCUUAUUGUAACGCCGUUAUUCAGGUUCUCUAUUAUAUCGAACCGUUACGUGCGGCCCUUUUGUCGCAUUUGUGCAGCAAAGAGUUCUGUUUAUCCUGCGAGCUCGGUUUCCUGUUUCACAUGCUCUCGAACAGUCCUCCGAAUCAGCCCUGUCAACCCGGAAAUUUCCUAAGAGCGUUCCGGACUGUACCGGAAGUGUCCGCUUUGGGCCUUAUUUUAAGCGACUUGGCACCGGAAGUGAAACAGAAAAUCAAUUUGGCCGCCUUGAUACAAAGCUGGAACAGGUUUAUACUGCAUCAAAUGCACGUAGAACUGAACGAAACGAGAAAACGCAUUGAAGAGAAAAAAGGGAAAAGCCACAAGUCGUUCGUUUACAAGGAAAUCGAUUUCCCAGCCAUAUCGAACGAGCGCACCAGAAAACAUUCCGCUGCGGAAGUAAACAACGAAAUAGAAACGGAAAAACGGGAAGAUCUAUCGGAAAUAAGCAACAUCUUCGGCUCGAAACAGACGCACACGUUUUGCUGCCUGAAGUGCGGCGAGGUGAACAACAAAGGAUCGAUUAUUUUAGCUUGCAACCUGAACUAUCCUACGGGCGAACCGGAACGGGAAGAGUGGACCUUCUGCGACAUUUUAACGAAAUCCUUAUGCCCGGAACAGACUACGCCCGCGUGGUGCGAGACCUGCAGUAAAUUCUCGCCCACCUCCCAAAAGAAGGUUUUAGAGAGUUUACCGGCAGUGUUCUCGAUCAAUACGAUGCUGAACAACGACCAGAAUAAACAGUUCUGGCAGACCCAGAUGGACAAGAUGGUGGCGAAGGUGUCUUCAGCGGACAUUUCAAAGUCGAAUACGCCAACGACCACCCCAACGAACACGCCCUCUUCGAAACCUUGUCGUUACGGCGACCAUUGUUCCAGACCGGGAUGUCGGUUUAGGCACAGUUUCGACAGCACUCCGCCCCCCAUUCCCGUCAAUAAUCCUUAUUGCAGUAACAAUUGGUUACCGCACGGGUUAAGGGUCACCCUGAGGGAAACGGGAUUGGAGAUUGUCAAGACCGAUGCUGCUGAUAAGAAAAAUGGAUCGACCAUCAUAGACCCAAGUACGAACGGAAAACCGGCAUUGGAAAGUCGCGAAUACGAACUGUCCGCGGUCGUGUGUCACAUAAACGACCAAAACUCUCCGGACAAAAAGAACUUGGUGGCCCUCAUUAAGGUGCCGCAGACAUAUUUGAAGAACAAGGAGAAUACGGAGAAUCGUUGGUACCUUUUUAACGAUUUUAGUAUUUGCCCUGUACCGGCCCAAGAAGCGGUUUGGUUCAGUCUCGAUUGGAAAAUCCCAUGCGUCCUCUACUACUCCGCAUUGGACAUAAAUGACGUAAAAACGGAAAUCCAUCAUCCCAUAAACCAAGAUGUGUUUACGGACGACACGUACAUCGUAACCCCGAUAAAUACGACCACUUUCACCCCACUGUUGAAUAACGAGGGUUUUAAAGCGGGCGAUUUGGUCGCGAUGGACGCGGAAUUCGUCACAUUAAACCAAGAGGAGGCGGAAUUAAGGGGCGAUGGGAAAAUGACCACCGUGAAACCGUCACAAAUGUCCGUAGGGAGGAUCACUUGUAUCAGAGGUCAAGGUCCCUUGGAAGGCACCCCGUUUAUAGACGACUACAUUUCCACCCAGGAGCAAGUGGUCGACUAUUUAACGAAAUUUUCGGGAAUAAAACCGGGCGAUUUGGACGCCAAUUUUAGCUCGAAACAUUUGACCACUUUGAAGUCCACGUACGUCAAAUUGCGGUUUUUACAAGAUAACGGCGUCGUGUUCGUCGGCCACGGACUAAAAAAUGACUUUAGGGUGAUAAAUUUAGUGGUGCCCCCCGAUCAGAUUAUAGACACCGUUCAGCUGUUUCAUUUACGGCACCAUCGGAUGGUCUCGUUGCGGUUCUUGGCGUGGCACUUUUUAGGGAUAAAUAUCCAGGGUGACAUGCACGAUUCGGUAGAAGACGCCCGGGCGGCCCUACAACUCUACAAAAAGUACAAGGAACUGAAAGAGGCGAACAAAGUGGGCGAGGCUUUAGCGGAAUUGUACGAAAUCGGCGAGCAACUCAAGUGGAAAGUACCGGUGGCCGAAUCUCCGAACGUUUUGUGAACAAACACGUGACUUAUUUAAAUUAUUAUUGAGGAAACGGUGGUUGUUUUUUUCCAGUUUAGAGAUCACUUACUUUAUGUAUGUUGGUCUUGAGAGAUUAAAGAGGUACAAUCCAGAAAACAAAUUAAAUAAAAUUUUAAAUAGUAAGAAACAUUAUACAGGGUUUAUAUUAUAUAAACCAAUAAUUUUUUUUUAAAGAUUUUAUAAGCAGAUAUGCUUGAAACGUGUAUCGGCUUCUUAGGGUCUUCAAAUCGAGUAAAAGAAUGGUAAUUUUUUUUUACUUUAAGGCUGAUGGGUCCUUUCUUGUUUGUUCCAGGGGUCUAAACGCAUUUUUUCAUGUCCAUUCCGCCUUUUUGUUGCUGAUAGAUUCGAUUUAAUUCAGUCUUGUAAAUUGGAAAAUGUUUGAAUAUCUUCCAGGUUCCUGCAACCGUUCGUUCAUUCGAUUCGGUAAUUGUUUGAUCAUUUCUUCAUUGAAUCGCUCAUUUCUCGUAACUUUUAGGCCAGUUUUUAACAUUUGAAUAAUUUUCACAGUUUUAGUUCACUUUAUUCCAGGUAUUUGGAUAUUGCGAUUUUUUUUUGUAGAUUUUUCUAUAUUUGGCCAAUCCUUAAUCUCUUCCAGGUUUUUCAAAUUCGUUUUAAUUUGAAUUGUUUAACGAACAUGAAAAAUUACUCCAAAUGCCUGGAAUUAAAUGAAAAAUUAUUCUGAACAACAAACAUGCCCAAACUUACAACAAUUAAAUGAAAAUAUGACUAUAGGAAAUUUCAUUAAAAAAUACCUGGAAUAAAACCAAAUAUGAAUCCUAAAACUGGGAAAACAACGUGGAGUGACGAGAAAGAAAGAAGGAAAAUAGUGGAUGCGCCCGGUAAGACUAAAAAAAAUUAAACGUUUCGGUUGUUUGGCACCAUCAUUAAUUUUUUAUAUUGAUUCUUGGAGACUAUAAAUCCCCCUUCUUAAAUUUAAGCAAUUGCAUUGUAAAUAAACGGUGGAUGCACCCUAGUAUGUGAUGUCGAAUAAAAAAAUACUCCAAAAUCCUAAGAAACAUUAAAAAAUUACUCCUGGGCUAUAAUCAAAUAUAAGUCCCAAGGUAAAGGACAUAAAAUUAGACCUGAAAUGUAUAUUUAAAAAAAAGUAAAUAAAAAAAAAAUUGUGCUUCUUUAAUAAUUAACUGAACGUCAGCCAAUAAACAAAUUUUAGGGUUUAGUGAUCUCUUAACCUAAAAAAUCAACCAUUUUCGCUGUAAAAAAUAAUGGCAAGGAUAGGGAUGUUAAAUUAAUUCAAACUUUUCAGUUCUUCCCCGAAUAAUACUCAAUAGUAUGUGAUCUCAAUAGUAAAUCUACCUCGAUUUGUUUUUGUUCGUUUUCAGUAAUUUCAGCUGAUUUUCGUCUCUAUCCUGCCAAAAUUUAAUUGAACAAACAUAAACGAUCAAAAAUAAGCAUUUUUUGUUGCUUAAAGUUUUCUUUUAUUUAUUAUAUAAUACGUUCGUGAUCAGGUUUAUAUGUUUCAUUUUUUUAAAUUUUAUUUAUACAUGUUUUUUAAUGUUGCAUUUAUUUACAUUUUUUAGUUAUAUGCGUGUCAAAGGCAGCUGAUGAUACUCUUCCUGUAUAAAAUAAAUUUUUUUAAAGAAGA